Molecule: messenger RNA, 685 nt
Organism: Stegodyphus dumicola
Lineage: Eukaryota; Metazoa; Arthropoda; Arachnida; Araneae; Eresidae
Biological process (GO): G protein-coupled receptor signaling pathway
Cellular component (GO): membrane
Molecular function (GO): G protein-coupled receptor activity
Source: RefSeq, a predicted model, not a curated record
GAAAAGGUGGACUAGUAAUCUUUUUUUUCCCUGUUCUAAGGGAUUCUGUUUUCCCAUGAUACACAUUUUAAAAGGAAGACGAAAGAAAAUGGACCGAAACUGAGCAGCCUUCCUCGCCACCUUAAGAGGAUCAUUUAAAAUGGAUGUGUUAAACAUUUCUCUAUUGGGGAAGAAAACUGGAUGAAAUAUUUCCUUAAAGACAAAGCGUAAAAAGUUAAACUAGCCAAAAUGGCGAAGGCCAGAAAGAAAAUUUUGCAUCUGCUUCUACUUCUGGCAGGCAUUUGCAGCCUCGCCAAGUCCCAGAGCUUCUCAUCAGACACUUGUCCCUCCAGUGAACCUAACCUUGCUCAAAUUGAAUCCGAGGCAGAUGUGGUGGUCGGUGGCGUUCUUCAGCUGCACCACCCGGGCCAGGGUAUCUUCGGAUGUGGCCAACCGUCCACGGAAGGUGUGCAGUAUUUUGAAUCCUUGAGGUGGGCUAUCAGUGCUCUCAAUCAGAAGUCUGGAGAAUUUGGUGGCACUCCUGUUACAGAUUCUUUCAUCCCAGGUGUUAAGCUAGGUUUGCAAGUGUAUGAUUCUUGUGGACACAAAGAACUCGCUAAGCGUUACAUGACGGAACUGUUCCCUGUGAUGAAAUCGGGUUCUCUGAUGUGUGAUAGCUUGCAAGAUAAUUCAUCAACAAUCAUAG